AUGCCUCUCCCUGCAGCGCUCACUACUACUGACGAGACCACAAUACUCCUUGGUCUCAUUGCUGCCACUAUCUUCCUUCUCAACAACCUUUAUAAACCACAACCACUCGUUCAUCCCAUUCUCCUUGGACGCCAAAGUGAUGUUGCUCGCGUCAGGAAUCCUGGUGAAAGUGCAAUCUAUAGAAACUACGGUACCGGUCUGAUGGGCAGAUUUCCGCUGAGGCCAGCUAAGGACGUCCAUAUCCUUGCGGACAUGUUAAAACCAGACUCUGAUGCCCCUCGUAUGCUUUGGUCUACAAGGAUUUCGAACCCGCAACUGCAAGACCGUAUUGCCGCGUUUGGCACAGGACUUUUGCGUCUUGCAGGUUUAGAAGUUGGAGAGUCGAAUGUACUCCUGCUGUUGAACGACUCUAUCGAGUUUAUUAUUGCUGACCUGGCUCUUGCAUCGCAUUCAAUCCCUUCCUUCACGCUCAGCGCAUCCAACCUCCUCUCCCCGGUUCUUGAAUCCCAUCCUCCAUCGGCCAUUAUAACCCACAGCUUUAUGUUGUCCCAGGUGCUCGAACUCAUUUACGAUGCUGGUGAAACAAACCGUAAUCACACCAUUAUCGUUGUCGGUGAGCCCAGCGCCCAGGCGAUGGCUACGGUUGCCAGUCGCGUCAAAGUUCUCAAAUGGGCAGACGUUGAACGAGAGGGCGUCAGGGUGGAAAAGAUUAUCAGCCCACUCCCAAAGCCCAGCGAUGUUUUUACUCUAUCAUUCUUCUCAACGGAGUCCGGUCAGAUCCAAAGCGCGCAGUUAACACACGAAAAUUUCACGGCUGGAGUCGCUGCUGUUCGCGCUUUACUGCCACUUUCACACGCGUUUUCACAGCUCGACACCGUCGUUUCCGCUCACUCUCUGGGAAGUGCAUAUGGAAGAGCUAUUGCUUAUACUGCCCUCUUUGAGGGCACAAGCUUUGCAACCCUAGAUGGCUCCAAACUCUUCCAUGACGGUGAACAUACCUCUCGGAUCGACUUAACCGAUGCACUGUCCGCCAAUGCCUAUCCAAUCCCCCCAACAACUUUGGCAUUUGUCAAGCCAGGACAUCUCCAAACUUUGGGAGAUGCUAUCUUGAAGCAAGCGCGCAAAUCGUUCUUCUUAUUCCCACUCGCGUGGCGUCAUAAGUUGGCGGGAAUCGCUGACGGGUAUGUCACGAAAGAGAGUCUGUGGGAUCGAUUGGUGCUGGACGCGGCCCGUGCUCAUGUUGCAGGUGACGGUUCAGCUGCGUUGAGAGCCGUGAUCGUUAGCGAAGGUUCAAUUCCUGGGGAAAUCUUGACACCAUCUCGAGCUGCAUUAUCGGUACCUGUGAUUAACUGUUUCUCUCACCCGUUGGUCGCUGGGCCAGUGCUAGCUUCGCAUGCACUUGACCUUCAGGAUCUGGGAACAAAGACAGCUCAUAGCGGGCCGCCGAGCAUUAACAUAGAGGCGAAAUUGGUUGGAGUAGAAGAUGACGUGGUUGAACAGGGAGGUGACCCAACGGGAGUUCUGAUGGUGCGCGGACCACCUGUUGGCAAGUUAGCGAGCAUGGAAGCGAGUUAUGUCUCGAUUCCUGGCUCGUCAGAUGAAGAAGAGUGGAUUGGGACUGGCGUAAGGGCGACAGUACUACCCAAUGGGGCGUUUGUAGUGAAUUGA
Molecule: messenger RNA, 1668 nt
Organism: Mycena indigotica
Lineage: Eukaryota; Fungi; Basidiomycota; Agaricomycetes; Agaricales; Mycenaceae
Product: Acetyl-CoA synthetase
Exons: 7
Coding region: 1-1668 (555 amino acids)
Cellular component (GO): membrane; endoplasmic reticulum
Molecular function (GO): long-chain fatty acid-CoA ligase activity
Source: RefSeq, a predicted model, not a curated record